This is a messenger RNA of Psammomys obesus (fat sand rat), 1834 nucleotides long. RefSeq names its product lengsin, lens protein with glutamine synthetase domain (gene Lgsn). Gene Ontology annotation, cellular component: cytoplasm; membrane. The transcript is spliced from 5 exons. Gene Ontology annotation, molecular function: glutamine synthetase activity. NCBI's taxonomy places the organism in Eukaryota, Metazoa, Chordata, Mammalia, Rodentia, Muridae. Bases 7 to 1698 code for a protein of 563 amino acids. The record is from RefSeq and is a predicted model, not a curated record.
GUUGAGAUGAACGAUGAAGGGGACCUUCCACAGGAGGACACAACCAAAGACGAAGGUAAUGAGACUGGAGGCAACAAGAGGAACAAGCUGAAAAGGACAAGAAAAAAAGUCAACAAACCACAUCUUUGCUCAAUGGAUGGGGAAAAAAGCACCAUGGCCAACUCCAGCGAGAGGUCCAGAAACCAACCAGCAGAUCUGAGUAAACCUGGCUCUGCUGAGUCUUGUCCCUCCCACAAUGACAAAGAUGCCCAGGACCAGAUGUCAGUGAGAAAAUCCUCACUUCCCAGUGCCUCAGCCAGUGUUCCUGAUGCCGAAUUCAACCCGAAUGCUGAUCACACCAGGGACAAUGCUCAGAUUUUGACCCCGCCUCAACUUUCUUCUAGAAUGAAACACAUUAAACAAGAAAUGGCCAAAAAUCACCUCCAGUUUGUACGAUUUGAAGCAACAGACUUGCAUGGUGUCUCCAGAUCUAAGAGCAUCCCUGCACAGUUUUUUCAAGAAAAAGUGGUCCACGGUGUUUUCAUGCCCCGUGGUUAUCUGGAAUUGAUGCCGAACCCUAAGGACAAUGAGCUGAAUCACAUAAGAGCCACAUGCUUCAAUAGUGACAUAGUCCUCAUGCCAGAGCUGGCGACCUUCAGAGUCUUGCCAUGGGCUGAGAGGACCGCGCGUGUGAUAUGUGACACCUUCACGGUGACCGGUGAGCCUCUGCUGACGUCUCCCAGGUACAUCGCCAAGAAGCAGCUGCGCCAGUUGCAGGACGCUGGCUACUCCCUGCUGUCCGCCUUCAUCUAUGACUUCUGCAUUUUUGCUGUGCCCGAAGUGAUCAACUCAAAGACCAUAUCUUUUCCUGCCUCGACAUUGCUGAAUAACCAUGACCAGCCCUUCAUGCAGGAGCUGGUUGACGGCCUGUAUCACACUGGGGCCAAUGUGGAGAGCUUCUCCUCUUCUACCAGGCCUGGGCAGAUGGAGAUCAGCUUCCUCUCUGAGUUUGGCAUUAGCUCAGCUGAUAACGCGUUCACGCUCAGAGCAGGUGUCAAAGAAGUGGCCAGGAAAUACAAUUACAUAGCCAGCCUAGUAAUUGAGACCGGCUUCUGCAAUUCAGGAAUUUUGUCCCACAGUGUCUGGGAUGUGGGCGGGAAGACAAACAUAUUCUGCAGUGGUUCUGGGGUGGAGCGGCUCACGCUCACGGGGAAGAAGUGGUUAGCAGGCCUCCUGAAGCACGCUGCUGCUCUCAGCUGCCUCAUGGCCCCUGCUGUCAGCUGCCGAAAGCGUUACUGCAAGGACAGCAGAGACCUGAAGGACAGCGUGCCCACCACGUGGGGAUACAACGACAACAGCUGUGCCUUGAAUAUCAAGUGUCACGGUGAAAAAGGCACCCAGAUAGAAAAUAAACUAGGUUCAGCGACCGCGAACCCUUACCUGGUGCUGGCCGCCACUGUGGCUGCAGGCUUGGAUGGACUUCAGAGCAGUGAUGGUGUUGCGGCUGGUUCAGACGAGAGCGAGGAUCUUUAUCUGCCAGAACCUUCCGAGAUCCCUUUGAAGAUGGAAGAUGCCCUGGCGGCCUUGGAGCAAGAUCAGUGUCUGAAGCAGGCUCUGGGAGAGACUUUCAUACGCUAUUUUGUUGCCAUGAAGAAGUACGAAUUGGAAAAUGAAGAAACAGAUGCAGAAGGAAAUAAAUUCCUGGAGUAUUUUAUAUAAGAUGGAAUUCUCCACUUUAGAGAUGUUAUUAGGACCAGAGGCUACUAUGUCAGGAAGAAAAGACUGAGCCUUUGUAAUUAACAACACUGGACAUCUUCUGCCUCCCCCCUCCCCCCACGAUGGAUUACUGGGCAGA